ACAUUGAAAGCAGUAACAGAGCCAGAGCAGACAACUCUUCAGAAUUCGAAACUCGUUAUGUCUUUAUUUUUUAAUCUGAACAUUUAUCUUCAAAUGCCCCAUGGUAUGGAAACAAAAGUUUCAACAAUGCGCCUUUGUUUUUACAAAUAGCUGCGUUUAGUUUUGACCACAACACAAACACGGUUGCCUAACUUGUCGCAGUUUUCCCGUGCUGGAUUAACGUUACCCACACAAGGACUAAAGAUAGGUCAGGCCUUCAGCAAAGAGUAGGAUGCCAGGUACAACGCCCCCUUCAGGCGGUGGCCAGCAGCACGACCAAGCAGUGGCCGCUACUCUGGAUCUCAUCUGCAGCGCGCCAGAGCAGAGCUACUCCCAGUUCCUGGCCUCCUUCACGCAGCUGAACCCAGAAACCCUGAGGACUGAAGAGCCAAGGGACACUCGCCGAAACGCUGGCCCUGAGGUCACGAGGGACGGCCGCGCAGGGGACGGGGUCGCCAAUCUGAGAAGACGGCGGGACGCGUCUGACCUGCCUGAGGUCACUGGCUUUUUAGAUCCUCCGUCUACGCCCUCUCCAGGGCCCCAACUGAGCAACAGCUUGGACAAUGCAGCCUUGAGGGUGGAGGACAACAACGAUGACUUACAAGGGUGCAGUCUGCUGCCAGGGGAGGUGGAGGAAAGGAGUCUGUCUACACACACCUCCUCCGUCAUCCACUCCACCCAGCUGGAGAUGUCCUCCACAGUAAACGCAACACACUCCAUCAGCUCGCAAUCGGGGGAACGUGUAACACACCCCACCAGUGAGCUGUCAGGGGAACAGGUGGACUGGGAAGAAGUGCAGCCUUUUCACCUGGAUGACAAUUUUGAUUAUGACCAUGUGGUGCUUACCCACAAGUACCCAACAUUUCCACAAAACCCUGCAGCUAACUGAAUUGUGUGUUUGUGUGUGUGUGUGUGUGUCUGACACAGAGAGAGAGAGAGAGAGAGAGAGAGAGAGAGAGAGAGAGAAUGUGUGUGUUUGUGUAUUUAUGUCCAAGAUGUAAUGUGGGUCUAUUUGAAUUGGCCAGAAGUCAAUUUGCAAAACUGACAAACUC
Messenger RNA from Sardina pilchardus (European sardine), 1091 nucleotides. It is a transcript of the gene iftap, whose product is annotated as intraflagellar transport associated protein. The coding region runs from base 272 to 928 and encodes 218 amino acids. Gene Ontology annotation, molecular function: intraciliary transport particle A binding. The record is from RefSeq and is a predicted model, not a curated record. Gene Ontology annotation, biological process: acrosome reaction; spermatogenesis. Lineage: Eukaryota; Metazoa; Chordata; Actinopteri; Clupeiformes; Clupeidae. The transcript is spliced from 6 exons. Gene Ontology annotation, cellular component: cytosol; 9+0 non-motile cilium.